AUGAAAAACAACCCUGACUUAGAGAAAGACUAUAUAUUUAAUAAUUUAGUCAAAAGAGACAAACAAGAAAGAAUGCCGGGCUUCAAACUUCAGAAAGGUGACAAAGUAAAAAUAGAAAUACCUAAACGCGACCCAUAUGAAAAUACUAUUGACUAUGACAACAAUGGGAACCCGACAGGUACUCACAUUCGUGUUCGUAAAAAUAGAAGAAAGUAUACAAGAGAAUAUUAUGAAGUUUUAGGCAAACAUGG
Messenger RNA from Trichomonas vaginalis G3, 251 nucleotides. RefSeq lists its product as uncharacterized. The transcript has a single exon. The annotation marks the transcript as partial. NCBI's taxonomy places the organism in Eukaryota, Parabasalia, Trichomonadida, Trichomonadidae. The record is from RefSeq and is a predicted model, not a curated record.